Messenger RNA from Anopheles merus, 4154 nucleotides. RefSeq lists its product as uncharacterized. Lineage: Eukaryota; Metazoa; Arthropoda; Insecta; Diptera; Culicidae. Gene Ontology annotation, cellular component: neuron projection membrane. Bases 125 to 1066 code for a protein of 313 amino acids. Gene Ontology annotation, biological process: synapse organization. The transcript has 5 exons. The record is from RefSeq and is a predicted model, not a curated record.
CAACGAAGCGAAGGCAGCGCACCGAAACUCAUUAGGUCCAUUACAAAGUCAAUUUAUUACUAAGAAUAACACUAGAGUAAUUAGCCAACGAGGAGGCCUAGCGGUGCUGCCCUGCAGCGUCACCAUGACAACACCAGCCACUGUGUCCUGGUUCCGGCGGAAAGACUACCAGCUGCUGACGGUCGGCCUGUCGACGUACAGUAGCGACGACCGGUUCCUGGUCGAGCAUACGCGCCACCUCGGCAACUGGGCGCUGCGGAUAAAGAACGCCCGCAAGGAGGACGAAGGACUGUACGAGUGCCAAAUUUCCACCCAUCCACCCCAGUCGAUAUUCAUCGAGCUUAGGAUCGUCGAGGCGGUCGCAGAAAUUCUCGAAGCGCCCGAUUUGCAUAUAGACGAAGGAUCGACGCUGCGACUGGAAUGCAAACUGAAACGUGCCACCGAAAGCCCGCUGUACGUCUUUUGGUACCACGAGGAUCGGAUGGUGAACUACGAUCAGGAAGAUGGUGUGUCCGUGUCGAACAACAAGCUCACCUCCAGCAUCCUGACGGUGCGGAAUGCGACGGCCCGGCACGGUGGCAACUACACCUGUGCUCCCGCGAACGCGCGCCAAUCGAGUGUUUACGUGCACGUGCUGAAAGGUGAAAAGCCAGCCGCAAUGCAACAUCCCAACAAAAACCCGACCGCAACAUCCGGUGCACGGGCGGGCACACUCCCCCCACUGGCCGCAUAUCGGUGCGGUUGGCUCCGGCCGGUUCGCUCCUGGUGGCCCCUGCUCGCGGUCAGCCUGCUCCCUGCCACGGUCAGCCUCGUGACGACGAUGCUGCUGACGCUGGUGGGCCGAUUGGCGCAGGGCACGGGCCAGUGGCCGGGUGCAGCCAGACCCGCGCCCAAACCAUCCGACGACGACGGCGGCCGACGGCCAACCGAGCCUUACCUUCCCGUCGCAUCCCGGCGCCGGCAGUGCCACCGCACCGCGCUGCUCACGCUCUGUAUACUAGCCGCACUUCUGCUCUCCGUUAAGACUAUCUUCAGCAAAAGUAUUAAACUGUUCGAUGUAGUUUAAAAGCAAACCGCUCCCCGUUCCCUCGUCUCGUCGGCAAUUUGGGACGUUCGAGAGCCUCCCGAGCCUCGCAGUGGCUUGCUGCUGGUGAGCCAUGGUGAGUGUGGUGAGUGUGCAAAAGCGAACGCCCCAACGUCGGGGACGAAAAACACAUACGUAUAAAUAUUUUGUACAGGUUUUCUAGCAUUAAAAUGUUUAGGGUUAAUGUUUACGGGCAAUUGAGAGGACAAUGUGUGGGUGUGUGUGUGUUGGUUAUUUGGCCAAACAGAACAGAAAGUACAACACAGCUGAACACAGAGAGAGUCAGAGAGCCAGCGAGGGCAAGAUAGAAUGUGGCGCUAGGUACAAAAUGGGGACAGUUUUAGAGGAAUUGUUUGCAAAGCAAAUAAGACCCACAGUCGGGCCAGCCCGAACGGACCGGACAACCGUACCUUGGGUGGACUUUGACUAGCAAGACUGCAAGGGUUGCUGUUGCAGUUCGUAUGCAAUGGUUCUUAAGCUUAAAUUGUUAUCUUUUGGAUUUCGGUACGUUCUGGGGUUGCAGUGUUCGUGUUCGUGUAUCUGCACCGGUAGCUGUGGUGACCCUGUCCGGUUCGGUUUACGCAGUGGUUUUAAGUAAGCAAUCUUCCGGUCACUGCAAUGCCUGCCCGAGCGAUUGAACCGUCUCCGGUCAGAAUCUCUGCAUAAAAUCAAUUCACAACAUCCCUUGAACGCACCCGUAACCGGGUUGGAUCAUUAGUUAGACAAACACCCGAUACCGAACUCCGAUUCAAAAUCAAUCACCACUGAGGGCAGUGAUUGUUCUUCCUUCUUGCUGCAGAUAAUCCAGCCACAAUCGCAAUGUACCGGCGGUGGUGGUGCUGGCGAAAGGGGAUUGGGAUGUAACAGAGCUUUGUCGAACUUUUGCCCGCAGACGAAAAGCCCUCGUGAGAGCAAUCCAAGUCUUUGAGCAGCACAGAUUUAAGGGGGUGCAAAACUUCACCAUCAUCAUGAUCAUCAUCAUCAUCAUUGCCGUCUCCGAUUGCUGGUGGAUAAAAGUAUUUACGAUGAAAUAUUGAUUAAACAAACGAAAUUUCGUUCCAUUUCACGUCUGGGAAGGACGCAGAGGGAAGGUCGGAGGACGCUUCCAAUCACUUCGGUGGUUCGAGCGAUUUCAUUUUACAUCUCGUACCGGUAACCCAAAAACGUACCGAGAUGGGUUUGCUGUGUGUGUGUGUGUGCAUCUGUGUGCGUUGCUUUUUAUCCCCUUUUUUUGCUUUUCGCUGCUGUACUGCAGAGUUGUUGAGCAGCAUUUGAAGGAAGAGGGGAAGAACUUUCCGCGUAGCACAACUUGUGGCAGAUUGUGGAGUUUUUUCUUGCGCUUCUUCUGAUGUUUGUAAUCCGAUCUGAGUUUCGAUUCCCACCGUCUCUACUGUUGCAGACAGGCUCAAGGAGCUGUUGCGAUGGAAUCAUUUAGCAGCAGUUGGUGCAAAUGGUGGAAAAGAAUGUGAUUUUUCCCUCUUUCAAGAAGAUGAUGGCAAGCAUGGUGAUUUUCCAUCGCUUCACUCAAUUGCGAGGGAACCACUGUUUGCUUGAAUUGUUUUCUCAUAAAACAUAUUCCAGUUGAAAUGCAAUGAACUGUGCUUCUUUUGUUCAAAAGCAGGGUGUAAUCUUUUGCUGAACUUCCUUUUCUAAAAGAUGGCGCCCACUUUCACAACCAUCUCAUCCGUACCAUGGAUGACUAAUGGGGAAAAAGCUGUAAACCACGAAAGGAUUAAAAAGAGGUUCGACGAAAUAAAGAGAAAGUAAUAUAAAACUUUCCGAAAGCUUCUCUAUCGCUCCUCUAACCAGGGAUGAAUCGAGCGAGUAUUUGAUGAUCAUGCACUGGAUAUCCCCUUCACCACCACACUCUUUGCACCCCGUUGGCACUAUAAUGAGCCAGCGUUGAGGACGUUUGCAACCAAUCAUGAAUAAAGUACAUUUAUCUGCGCCAACCCUCCUGGCCCCGGCCCAACUGCCGGCAAUCGGAAGCUCAUCGGGGUCCGGUUCCAUGCAAUUGAGGAAGAACCACCAGGAGGAAAAAGUUUCCCUUUCUCCAGUUGCGUCGUUCCAACGUGAGGUGAGCUUUUCAUUACCCGCGUUGCGGCUCGAGGAGGGAGUGUUCGCACUGCGCCACCCGGGCGCUGAAUCAUUGAUGGUAUUUGCAUAAGCGAUUAAAAAUGCAAAUUAUAGUUAUUUUAUCUCGAACUAUCGUGGCCGCUGCUUAACCACGGGCCACGGGCCGCGAAUGAAGUGGCAAAUCUCGAGUCGAGAUCAGCCGGCGGAUUCAUGGUUCGGUGCAUUGCAAUUGCAAACUCGACCGGCUCGAGCACUUUAUCUUUCCGCAGUCCCGGGUGGCACGUGCACGAGCACGAGCGGGCACAGGUGCUCGGAGCGAAAGGAAGAGGGAGAGAGAGAGCGAGGCACAGUGAAAACUUUCUAAUCCUAAUGAGGGUUUCGGCAUCGGAUGGAAAGUGUUGCUGGUGUCACAAAUGGUAGUGUCACAGUGAGCUGUCGCCAGUGAUUAGCUUACUUUAAUCACUAACGGUCCUGGUUUCAUGCUCCACAUAAUAGCAGAAAAGCUGUGUUGCAUUCUAAUGUGGAGAGGAAAAUAAAGUCAAUUCUUCAUAUAGAUCACGCUCAUACCGCUUAGCUUGAGUUUUCGUUUGAAAUGCUGUUUAUUUCAAGUUUAAUUCAAACAUUUUUGUACUUUAAUACGUCUACGAGCAAUGAUUGCAUGGUAUUUGCAUACCUUUAGGCGCCGCCGUUAUGUAUGCAAGCGAAAAGCGCCUUUUAGUAUGCAAUUCGCUAAACCUAACUGGUUUUAGUGAAAUUGAUAAUUGGUUUCAUUCAAAUUAGAAGCAUUGUUCAUAGAAAGUUUAAAGUUUUAUUUCCUUUAUGAAUUCUUUUCUUUUUGCUGUUUUCUCUUCUUUUUGUAAAUAUGUAAUUUAUGUAGUCUAAUUCUUAGUUUUCUUGUUUUCUUAUUCUUAUUCACUUCUUAUACUGAUUAACCUAUCACUUCUUUCCACAUCAACACAUACUCAUGUCUCCUGUGAAAACAAUGAUAUUUUUC